This is a messenger RNA of Aspergillus lentulus, 531 nucleotides long. Lineage: Eukaryota; Fungi; Ascomycota; Eurotiomycetes; Eurotiales; Aspergillaceae. The record is from RefSeq and is a predicted model, not a curated record.
AUGCAGGCGAUCCUUGAGACUGUCAGUAAUCUGCUUCCGUAUCAUCUCCUCUCAUAUGGAGCUCUUCUGGGGACAGAACUCUUUCAGAGCUUUGUCAACACUAAAGUCUGCUACCAAGCCCUUCCCAUGAAAGAGUUUCUCGCUCUCCAGAAACGCAUCUUCCCAGCGUAUUUUCGCUGUCAAGUGGGAUUGGUCGUUUUGACUGCGGUCACUCGGCCGCCUUAUAGCAUACUCUCUUUCUCGCAGCAUAUUUGGGACUCUGUUCCUUUAAUUGUGGUGGGUGUCACAGGGGCCCUGAAUUGGUUCGUUUUUGGCCCCCGGACCACGAAGACUGCUUUUAUUAGGAGGGCGCUUCACGAAAGUGCCAUGAAUGAAGAUAACCCUACUGCGACGGAUCCAGCGAAGCUCAAGCAGGCAAACAAAGCAUUUUCCCGCAAUCAUGCUAUGUCAAUCCAUCUGAAUGCGAUUUCCCUUGUCGCAACCGUUUGGUAUGGGUUUGCAUUGUCGUCAAGCCUUCUGAAAGGGCUGUGA